Lasiodiplodia theobromae is the source of this 2445-nucleotide messenger RNA. RefSeq lists its product as uncharacterized. The record is from RefSeq and is a predicted model, not a curated record. The transcript is spliced from 2 exons. NCBI's taxonomy places the organism in Eukaryota, Fungi, Ascomycota, Dothideomycetes, Botryosphaeriales, Botryosphaeriaceae. The coding region runs from base 1 to 2445 and encodes 814 amino acids.
AUGUCGCGCCCGCUGUCCAGCCACAGCUCCCAGGCGCAAACGAACGCAUUUUCCGCCGCGAAAGCGCUGUCCCUGAAAGGCUGCUCGCAUCAGCUGUCCAGCACCGCCCUCUUCGUGACGAACCUGCGCCUGCUCGACUUUGAUUCCUACGACGACUGGCCCGAGAUAACUGUCCACACCUUCGCGACCAAAGAUGCGCAGCAAAAUCAGAAGAAGCGUAUCCAAUGCACCGAGUGGGCUUUGUUCCGCCUGUUCGAGCUGUGGGAUAGAGACGAGACGCGCGAGAAACUGUCGCCCUUCUUCCCUCCUCUCGAGCCUCUCCAAUCGCUGAACCUGCGCGCCGCACUCUAUCGCUGCCUCAAUGACCUCAAGAAAGAUGGCGUGUUGGGUCGGGAGACGAUCCUUCGCAAGACCAUGUUGGAUGAGUGCAAAGGGGAUAAACUCAUGGAGAUACUCGUUCUGUUUUCCACUGCUGUGUUGAAGAAGAGAUUAUCAAGGGCCAAGUCUAGGCGCACUAACCUCCCGGUCGCGCGCCAGUAUGCGACAGCUGCAAGCCUAACCCUCGACCAGCAGGCCUCUCUACUGCCACUCGUCGUCGCCCACAAAGCCGCACUCACAAAUGUUUUGAGGGGGAGAGACGAUAUGCGCGAGAGAUACAUGGAUUUUGGAGAUUUGUUGGAGCAAAAAAGCAUUGAAGCCGUAGAGCGAAAUGAAAAGUGUGGAGAGGUGCUUGAAACCCUCGAAGAGUCUGGGAAGGACUUGCCGGAUGCCGCCUCCAUAAAGCGCAUACUACAUGAUAAUUGGCUGGGAAACCCUGAGUGGCUCGAACUAAUGAUGCAAGGAGAACAGGCCGAGGCGGCCGACGGCCUUUUCCAGACACCGUUUGAGGAUAUUUGGAAUCGAGUACAGCUUGGUCAGGAAGUCGAGGAAGAGAGCCACCACCACCAAAGUCUUUUACAAGACUUAGAGGUACGGGUCAAAGGCCAAGAGGAGAGGCUGUCCCGGUGGAAGGCUCUUCAUGACAAGAUCCAAGCAAUGCAGCCCGAAGAGCCUGCACCAAAAGUCUCUAGAACUAGGAACACAUCUCUGGACUUCAACUUUGAUCGUCAUCGGGAUCUACGACUAGGUAGGGUCGCGACUCAUGAGUUUGAAGAUGACGAGCACACCGCAAGAUCGUCAGACUUGCCAAGAAGAUACAGCUCCAUUCUAGCCAACAUGCGCGAAGACCUGGCGGCGGCAUCCAAGGUCAAGUCGAACAGACCUCCACCAAGCUUUGUGCACAAACCUAGGGCAUCCAGCAUUCCAAUGCAACCACCAGUUCAGAGACGGUCUUUCGCACUAAGACCCCGAGCGAGGCUGGGACCUGUCGAACCACCCUCACCCGAGUCCACCGAACCUUCGAAGCCGUCAUUCAAUAGACCAAUUUCCCCGGACUGGUUUUCUCCGCUUGGAAAGCCGCAGGCAGAAUACGAGCAGGACGAACCUGACAGGAGCCCCUCGCCCACGCCAACACGACCUACCUUUGACCAUGACAGUAUCUUUGGGAAAUACUCCUCAAGCCGUUAUGAGGAUAACCCAGUAGCACCGGACUCGCCACCGCCACCAUCUGAAGACCCUAUCGAUGAUGGAUAUGUCGAGGAGCCAGUCUCGCCGAAACCCCGUUCCCCAUCCCCACUCGCGUCCUCAUCUCCGCCACCAAACGAAGAGGACCUCCUCGCCGAGCAAAUACUUGCCGGUAUGGACGCCGCCAGCCCCUCUCCCGUCAAGCAGCAGCCGUCCUACCAGCCCCAACCUGUUCUCUCCCUCAUGGAGCGCACCCGCCUCACCAUGGAAGGCCACACGUCCUCACCGGCCAAAGCCGCCCCCGCGCCGCGCCCCCUCGCACCCGAAGAGCAGGCCAAAGCCGACGCGACGGCCGCCCUCAUCGAGCGCACGCGCCAGACCAUGCUCGCCAUGGCGGAGCGCAACCCUGCGCCGACCAGCAACCCGUCCAAGACCGGCCGCGCGAGAGCGAACAGCACGAAAAAGAAGAGCAGCGUCGACAACGGCAGGGGCCGUCGGCGCUCCAGCCUCUUCCCGCCCAACCCGUGGGAGACGCGCAAGAUCAGCCCGCUGUUCGAGGAGUGGGCCGAGAAGUCGGCGGCGAUGGAGAGGGAGGAGGCGGGUCUAGGGAUUUCCACUGCGGGUGGCAGGGCGACGCCAAAGGACAAGCUGUUCGAGGACAACGUCGACGAGCAGAGCGUGUUUAAGAGCCGGCCGAAGAUUGCGGCGAGUCCGUUGUUGAUACCCGCGGAAGAUGAUGUUGGUGGUGGCGCGGAUGCGGUGAGUGAGUUGGGUGGUGGGAGUGAGUAUGAUGGGAUGGAGGGAGAAGAAGAAGAAGAAGAAGAAGGGGAUGAGACGAUGGGUGCGUGGGAGAGUAGCCCGUUGAGGGGUAAGGGGAGGUAA